UUCUAGUGACUCGCGUUAUCAACUUCCCAAUGUUCCAAUGAAUGUGCCGACGCUAGUGUUAAAAAUCGCUGUCAAAGGAAAAAAAUAUAAUCGCGAUCCAAUGCGGCAUAGUUGCCAAAAAUGAUAUGAGAUAACGAUUUUUCUUCUAGGAAAAGACUGUUUUCUGUGCUAAUCCUUCGAUCAUUUUCACUCACUGAAAUACACUGAACAUCUCUGUAACGGGCUUAAUAGAGUACUAUUAAUUAAACAGCGUCAAUAAAUCCAAAUAUGUACCACAAAAAAACCGUUAUAAGGGCUUUAAUAACUAACCAGCCGAAUAAAUGCCCCUCAGAAGACGGCAAUCCACCCUUAUUGCAGACCUACAGCUAACUUCGCAUGUAUUUUUCAACCCAACUUUUCGUAAGGCAUUUGUUUAUGUUUACAACAUUUACCAUUUCUUGACAUCGUUUUUGAAUUAAUGGCAUUAUUGUAGUUAUGAAUCCACAUUAAGCAGCCGCAACUAAACCACCUGAAGCCACAGACUUCAACUGAGCUCCAAAACUGGUACUUUCAAGGUGUAUUCUCAUAAUCCACAAUGAAGAAAAUAAAGUUUGGCAAAAUAAGUGCCAAUUUUGCCCAAAAAGCGACACCCAUACAGCCGACCGGAAGUAUUGAUAGCAUUGUUGACAUUGGGGCCCCUCAGGCGAUAGAAGCCCUAGAGGAUGACAAGGAGGGACAGCAGAUGAAGGAGGUGAUGGGAAUAUCCGCAUUUGGAAAGAAGGCAAAAACAUUCGAUAUCAAUGAAAUGAUGGCGCAAGUGAAAGCAACUGCAAGGGAAAUAACGAAGAAAGCCGAGGAAGAUAAGCCGGUGGAAAGCAGUAGCGAUGAGAGCAGCGAAGAUGAACUAAUUGGGCCCCCUUUACCUCCACAAGUUCCUGUUGCUAGGAUGGAGAAAAGGACGAAAAACUGCGACAGCGACAGUGAUAGUGAUGAAGACAUCAGCGCCAACAAGCACUUUAUUCCAAUGAGGGCCGACACCAGCAUGAAACAUGGAAAUAAGGCGGUCACGGCCCUAACUGUAGACCCAAGUGGGGCCAGACUGGCCUCAGGUUCGGUGGACUACGAGGUUAGUUUCUGGGACUUUGCUGGCAUGGACUCGAACCUGCGAAGUUUCAGGACGCUGCAACCAGUCGAUAAUCACCCUAUUAGAGCCCUUCACUAUUCCGGCACUGGAGACCUACUUUUAGUCAUCUCGGGCGCAAGCCAAGCAAAAGUAAUUGAUCGCGAUGGUUUUGAGAAGCUUGAAACAGUCAAAGGGGACAUGUAUAUCACUGAUAUGGCUAGAACAAAGGGGCAUACCGCUGCCCUGCUUGCUGGCUCUUUCAAUCCCGUGGCAAAGGACGAAUUUUUAACGACCAGUUCAGAUGGCACUGUUAGGACAUGGGAUUUUUAUGGCCACGGCAAAAACCACAAGCAGAUAAUCAAGUGCAGGGCGCAGAAUGGGCUAAAAGUAUCCCCAACAGCUGUAACGUAUAACAGAGAAGGCAAAGUUAUAGCAUGCGGAUGUGCUGAUGGCUCGAUUCAAUUGUGGGAUUUCAGGAAAAGCUCCGUGGCCCCGGCAAGCCAAAUCCGCAAAGCGCAUCAACCCGUUGAAAUAUCCAGCAUAGCAUUUUCUCAUGUGGGCGACAGUUUGCUGACGCGAAGCUUGGACGAAACGAUGAAAUUGUGGGAUCUUCGGAAGUUCAAAUCGGUUGUUAACGAAGUCGGCUCGCUGUUCGCUCGAUACGAUACAACUGACGCGAUUUUCAGCCCGAAUGAUUGCAUAGUUGCAACCGCCAUGUCACUAAGAAAAGGCGAAAAAACUGGCAAUAUCAACUUUUACGACACCGCCACGUUCAAUCUUCUGAAGACGGUGCCAGUGAGCGCUUCGCACGCAAUUAAAAUCAACUGGCAUUCGAAACUGAAUCAGAUAUUCGUUGGAACUGGGGAUGGCAAUGUUAAGUGCUUCUACGAUGAAAACCGCAGCUUGCGAGGCGUUACCUUAUGUGUGGUCAAGACCCAUAGAAAGGCGCAACAUUCCGAAGUGGUCAGCAGCCAGCAAGUGAUCACACCCCAUGCUUUGCCGCUGUUCAGGCAAGAGCGCCGGAAAACUAGCAGGAAACAGAUGGAAAAAGACCGAUUAGACCCUGUGAAAUCGAAGCGGCCCGACUUGCCCAUCACAUCAGGACAAGGGGGUAGAGUGGCUUCAAGCGGGGGCACUUUGAGCAGUUACGUAAUUCGCAAUCUUGGCUUGAGCAAACGGGUGGACGACGAUCAGGAUCCAAGAGAAGCUAUCCUGAAAUACGCCAAAGAGGCGGAGGAAAACCCGUACUGGAUUGCGCCUGCUUACGCGAAAACUCAACCCAAAGUUCUGCUGGCGUCCACGUCGCAAGACGAUAGCGAUGAGGAACCAGAAAGCAAAAAGAGUAAGCAUUAGUUAAGCUAGUUUAGGGGUGGCGUUCUUCUGCGGGUAUCCGCAGAUAGAAACACUGACUAGAAAAAUACACUAUAUUAACAAUC
Messenger RNA from Dendroctonus ponderosae (mountain pine beetle), 2538 nucleotides. RefSeq names its product gastrulation defective protein 1 homolog. The coding region runs from base 575 to 2455 and encodes 626 amino acids. Gene Ontology annotation, biological process: regulation of DNA double-strand break processing. The record is from RefSeq and is a predicted model, not a curated record. The transcript has 9 exons. Gene Ontology annotation, cellular component: site of double-strand break; nucleus. Lineage: Eukaryota; Metazoa; Arthropoda; Insecta; Coleoptera; Curculionidae. Gene Ontology annotation, molecular function: protein binding.